Messenger RNA from Punica granatum (pomegranate), 879 nucleotides. The record is from RefSeq and is a predicted model, not a curated record. Lineage: Eukaryota; Viridiplantae; Streptophyta; Magnoliopsida; Myrtales; Lythraceae.
ACCAGUACGGUGCUUAAAAGCCCCUCGAAGCAUCGUCUAUAGAGUUAUAUCACUACAACUUGUAGUAUAAGGAGAGAAAAAUCAAUUAAUGAGAGCUCAGUCCUAUAUCUCCACUCUGGCUUCUCUACUUCUUCCUCGUCUUUUCUUUUUACCAAUACUGCAAAUCGCGAUUGGGUGGCCAGUGGACCUGACCCGAGGGUUCACAAACCUCCCACUGGUGAACUUGACUGAUUAUCACAUUCAGAAGCCCUAUGACUUGCCCGUUGGCGACCGAUACAGCUUCAAGAAUGGAGUCCACAAGCUGUGGGUCUACCCCACUGACAACCCUCUGUCCAAAGGGAGCCCAACUAAACCUCGAAGUGAGAUCAUCAUAAAUGGUUACAACUACUCAUCAGGGGUGUGGCAGUUUGAGGGGCACGGGUACGUCCCAUGCGGCAUGUCUGGGGUCUGCAUCAUGCAGGUGUUUGGUGCAAGCCCCCACAACACGACCCUCAUGCUCAGGGUCUCCAACGGCUCUCUAUAUUACUACAACAAGAGUCUCCUGGUCCCGAAUAUCUAUGACAGGUGGUUCAAGUUGAACGUGAUCCAUGACGUUAAUGCAUCCCGACUGAAUGUCUAUGUUGACGGGGAUCUAAAGCUCGAGGCUCCAGGUCGUGGAGGCACAAUCCACUACUUUAAGUGCGGGGUGUAUGUGCAGGACAAUGAAUCAUAUUACAGGGAGUCCCGUUGGAAGGGGAUUAAGGUCCUCAAGAAAUGUGACAUUUGAGAAGAUUGCCGCCUAGCUGGGUUAACUUUUAUGUACCAUUUGCCCUUAAAUUUGUGAAAGCGAUCAUUGUCUUCGUGACACAAAUAAAAACUCACCUUUUGGCAAGGUUGAUA